GUCCAAAUGAUCAUGACCUAACUCUGAUUCAACAAGAAUCAUCCAUUCAACAACUUGAUUAGCUGUUUUGAUGCCACCAGCAGCUUUGAAUCCAACCUGUUCAAGGUUAUCAUAUUGGAAAAAAGGAUUGACAAUUAUAAAUUAUUAUGAAAGCCGAAGGUUCAUCAAUUGUUAAUACAGUCCUUCACAAGGUCAAAGUAAAAGAAGAAAAAAAAGAAUGUAAUUAUCAACAACAAGGUUCACCAUCAACAACAACAACAACAACUGAACAUUCAACUCUAACAAUAACAACAAACACAGCAAGCACAUCUCCAACAAGUACAUCAACAACUUCAACAACAAAUUCAACAAUAACAAAGGAUUCAACAUUGUCAAUUAACAGUCUCAAUUCAGGUGUCAUUUGUCAAAUUUCAACAUCAACAACAUCAUCAGAAAGCUCAAUUGAGCCAGUUGAUUUGGACAUUAAAAAAAAGGGUGUAUCAAACCAGGUUCAAUUGGAUAAUGAUAAUAAAGAUAAUAUAUUAUCACCAAAUUCACAAAAAAUAAUAAAGAUACAACAAAUAAUUGGUGUUAAUAAUGAACGUGAUUAUUUACGUGGACAACAAUCAUCAUCUGGUUCAUCAGGAAAUGAAAGUCCAAGUUCAUCACACUCAAUUAAACAUGAUAAUGAUGAAUUUUCAGUUGGUAAACAAGAUGAUACAGCAAUAUCACAUCUGUCAAAUAGUGCUGAAUCAAAAACAGGAAAUAGUUUAAUUUUAAAUGGCAGUGUCAGGUGUAUUGCAAGUGUAUUUUCUGGACAUGCUAAAUUAAAAAGACUUCUUGGUACACUUGUACAAUUUGCAAAUAAUAUAUCAACUGAAACUGGUGAUACUGUUCGUACACUUGUACUUGGAUUAUUGAGUGGAGGUAUAAGUGCUGAAGAAUUUCACUCAGCAUUACAAGAUGCUACAAAUUUUCCACUUCGAGAUUUUGUUUUACCUUACUUACGACACACAAUUCCAUCAUUAAAACGAAAUUUAAAUGCUGCUGCACGAGCUAAUAAUCAAACUUGUGUACAGUUUUUACGUUCAAAUGAAUCAGCAGUAUUGGAAACAGUGAGUUUAGCACCAUCAGGUGAAACAGUUGAACUAUUUGGUGAUCACAAUACAAAUGGUAAUUCAAAUACAUCAGCAUAUAAUGCAUCAAGAAGUGGUACAAAUACAAUUCAACAUUUAAAUCCAGCUUCAAUUCAUCAUCAUUAUUCAGGAGGAGCAACAAAUUUAGCAACAAAACGUCGUAUUUCAGAUACACCAUAUUAUGAUAAUAAUGGUGGUGUAGAUGAUACACCAAUUUAUGGAAAACGUACAAAUAAUUCUUGGAGUCAUCAUGCACAUCAACAACAUCAACAAUCUGAUCUUUAUUGUUGGUAUCAACCAGCUCAUUCAUCAUCAUCAUCUUCAGUUCAAAAUCAUUCACAAUCUCAUGGACAAGUACCACCAAAUCUUGUACAAAUAAAUCAAUUGUCAUCGUUUGGUGCAUCACUACAACCACCUUCUCAACAACAACCACAGUCACAGCCACAACAGCAGCAACAACAACAACACAGUGGACAAACUGGACAAAAUGGAUUAACACUUGAUGAUGAAUGGAAAAAUAUUCACGUUAUGUUAAAUUGCAUAUUGGGAAUGGUUGAAAAAACUAAAAGAGCACUUGUUAUUUUACAAAGACGUGGAUGUUCAAGUCCAGCUGCUGCUACUGCACAAUCAUCAUGUAGCCAAAAUGGAAAUAAUACCAAUAGUAAUAAUAUUACAACGGCAAAUGGUUCACAAAUUGAUUCAAGUAUAACGACUGAUCGAGAUAAUAAUCUUAAACGACUAUCUGGUGAAAUUGUCGCUCAGACAAUUCGAGCAACUGAAGAUCGUGUUGCUGCUGAAGUUAAACGUCGAGCUGAAGAAGCCGUUCAAGAUGUUAAACGUGUUGCAAUGAUAGAAGUACAACGUGCAAUAGCAACAGCAGUAGCUGAAUCACGUGUAAGUGAAAGAUUACGAGUUCAUCAAUUAAUUGAUUUACCAACAUCACACAGAGGGCAUGGACCACUUAGACAAGGAUUCAUACGUAUUGGUAAUCAUUUAAAUAAAAAUGAUAAUACAUCUAAAACAACAUCAGCAGCAACAUCAAGUUUAACAUGUGAUGAUGAAAAAGAUAAUACACAUACAACUCCUGUUAUUGGUUCAAAUUGCUGGAAUUGUGGAAGACCAGCACUUGAAACAUGUGGUGGAUGUGGAAUUGCUAGAUACUGUGGUUCAUUUUGUCAACACAGAGAUUGGGAAGCUGGUGGACAUCAUGCAAAUUGUCAUUCAAAUACAAAUCAAGAAACACGAAGAUCAUCAUCACAAAGCCCACCAAGAAUUGGUAGUAGUGUUUUAGGUAGUUCAACUGAUGUUGAUAGUGGACCAACAAAGGGAAAGUAAUCAUCCAAAAAAAAAAUAUACAACAGCUUAUAAAUCGUUGAUAUAGAAUAAUGUUUUAUUUUAUUGUUUUUUUAGUUAAUUAAUAGAAUUUAUAGAUGACUAAAUAUAUAUUAACAUGCAUGUUUAAUCAAGAAAAAAAUCUUUUAAAUAUUAAUAUAGUAUAUUCAUAUUUAUCAAAUCAUAAUUCAACAAAAUUAAUUAAUAAUUAAAUUAAUUAUUUUCAUUUUGUUAUAUAUUUAUUUAUUUUAUUAUUUUUUAUUUUUCAUGCACGAUAAUUUAAUAUGUACUAGUCAAACAAACAAAAAUUAAUAAACAUUGUAAAAUAGUUA
Messenger RNA from Aphidius gifuensis, 2779 nucleotides. RefSeq names its product protein CBFA2T1 (gene nvy). Gene Ontology annotation, cellular component: nucleus. Gene Ontology annotation, molecular function: transcription corepressor activity. Gene Ontology annotation, biological process: negative regulation of DNA-templated transcription; DNA-templated transcription. Lineage: Eukaryota; Metazoa; Arthropoda; Insecta; Hymenoptera; Braconidae. The record is from RefSeq and is a predicted model, not a curated record. The coding region runs from base 147 to 2450 and encodes 767 amino acids. The transcript has 8 exons.